Scleropages formosus (Asian bonytongue) is the source of this 4741-nucleotide messenger RNA. RefSeq names its product sperm associated antigen 5 (gene spag5). The transcript is spliced from 23 exons. The record is from RefSeq and is a predicted model, not a curated record. The coding region runs from base 252 to 3716 and encodes 1154 amino acids. NCBI's taxonomy places the organism in Eukaryota, Metazoa, Chordata, Actinopteri, Osteoglossiformes, Osteoglossidae. Gene Ontology annotation, biological process: regulation of attachment of spindle microtubules to kinetochore; cell division.
CUGAAGCAAAUGCUCCAGAGAACAGGGUGGAAAUUUCUUCUGAGAAUCCCUCAGAGUUCCCUAGUGAGAACUUGGGAGAUGUUGCUCAUGAUUAUGAGCUGGAGAGAGACAGCUAUUGCCAAGAAGGAAGCACGCAGUCUUUUCCGUCACUGUGUGGUGUUAGUGAGCCCAGCUGUACAGUUGAGGCUGUAGGUCCUGAUGGAGGACCUGAGGUUCUGUCCAAUCAAUGCUCCAUAAUCCUUGACACAUCCAUGCCACAAGUCUCACUCAUUGUGCCAUCCAGCCCACUCUUACAUUCUUCCCGCUGGCACAGAUCAGAAGAAGAAGCAGCUGUCCAAAGUGUGGUUGCUGCCCUAAGUUCUACUCCUGUUAUGAGGCCAACAUCUCCAGCUGAUCUUUCAGCAAGACUGCCAAAUGGGUCUUUGGAGAUCAGUGUUGCACAGAGUAUCUCUGAUGAACCCAGUGACAAGUGUCCAUUGGUUAAGAAGUCAGUGUCCAUGGACUCUACCUCCAAGCACUCUGACGAGACAUCUGCUGAUUUGAUGAGGUCUAUGCUAUCUAUUCCCAUGACCCCUAAGAUGCAGACCUCACUGAUCCAGAAUGUUUGCCCAAAGGAGAUGAAUCAGGACUUUGAUGCACCUCAGCAAGCUGAAGUGGAGUGCCAUCAGAAAGGAGGGGAGCCAACCCUAAACCCAGCCUGCAUGGAGCCCGCUCCGAAAACACCAGAAAGGCAGGAGAUUCUCCUGGGUGGCCGAGCGAGCAGCUUGUGGACUGAGAAAUUCGAGAGCCCCAUGCCCUCGCCCCAGCACAACUCCACAGAACUGAGCUCUCCACCAAGCUGUGGAUCAGCUCAGCCCAGCGAGGGGAACAACGCUGCACAGUCGGUGGCUCCCCUGCAUCUCCCUCUUGCCCAGUCAGAGCCCCUACAGCAGCAGCUUUUGAAGAUGAUGGAGCUGCUCAUCCUUAAGUCAGGGGGCUCCACGUCGCACCAGCAUGUCGCUGUCGGGACGAGCCCGGUGCACCAGAAUGAGCGUAGCGUCAAUACCUCCGGCCUCUUCGAGCUCAAAAGGGAGAUCUCUGUGGCCGAGGCGAGCACCAGCACUGAUUCCCUGCUCUGGACUCUGACUCCUGGAAGCCUGGAAUCGGCAUCAAGAGAGGAGCUGCAGCAGCGUUUGACCUCUCUGCUCAUCAUGGUGGAGGUUCUGUCCCAGCAGCUAUCCUCCGUCCGGGGUCACAAACAGAGCGCUGGACCCGGGCCUUCUGAGCUCAGGGAAAAGCUCGUCCAGACAGACCACACCGAGCUCAACCAGGUGGUGAUUUACAAGGAGCUGUAUGAGAAAGCCCUGGAGAAGAUCCACCACCUGGAGCUGGACCACGAGACCAUGGGGAACCUUCUUGAUAGUGUGAAGGACACGAGGGCCGCUAUGGCUGCAGUCAGUGCAGGAACGGAGGAAACUCUUGCUAAGUUAACGGAAAUCACUUGUGUGACCAAAGAAGAUCAAGAUGGGGUCUCCAUACAGAUGAAGCAGAUGAGGGAACUGUACAGGAAGUGCAGGGAGACGUUGAGAAGGAUGGGGGAUAAGGCCCGCGAGUGCCAGCAGGAGCGCGACCGCAUGAGGCAACUCAUGGAGGAAGCGAUGAGGGCAAAGGAAGCGGCUUUCAGUGUGAUGGAGCAGCUCCGGGUUCAACAUGCCAUCCAGGUGGCGAGGCUGGAGGAGAAUGUGGGCUCUCAUGUGACCCUCAAAGGGGCUCUGUCCAAAGCCCACCUAGAACAGGCCUCCCUGAACAAGGAGCAUGUUGAGUCCAUACAAGCUAUGAAUGAACUUCUAGACGUGAGCAUGUCCCACCAAACCAAUCUGUACAAAGAGCUAUGCAAGGCUCGAUGUCUCCUCCAGAGGUCCAACCCUUUGGUGCUCAAGGUGCACGAAAAGAUGGCAGUCGCCCUUGGAGAGGCCAAGAAACGGGAGGAAGAGAGGAAACAGGCAGUGGAGGAGAAAAACAAGAUUCAAGAUGAACUGACACAGACGAUGUCAAGGCUGCAGGAUGCCACAGAGAAGGCUGCAGAUCUCAGUCUGCAUGUAACCAUUUUGAACUCAGAGAUCGGUGUGCUGCGACAGCAGCUGGGCGAGGCAGAGGAGGAGCGCACACAGCUGCACAUGAAGAACACAGAGCUGUCUGCUACAGUGUCCUCCAUCCAGGCCUCCUACGCUUUCCUGCAGCAGGCCCUUGCUGACGAGACCCGCAAGUUGCAGCAAUCGUCCGAAGAGGCCAGGGAGGCGACUGAGCGAGUGCACAGCUUGGAAGCUGAGCUCAAGGAGUCCUGCUGGCAGCUGGAAGAGCAGGCACACAUGCUAGCUGAGAGAGAGCAGAUGCUGACAGAGCUGCGCAGCCAGGCCCAGGUCCACAUCCAGCAGCUGGAGCAGCUGCAUGAAGUCCAGGAGCAGCUUGCGGCUUUGAAGGAGAUGAACGAGUACCUGCAGGCCGAGAACGAGCUGUCGCAGGAGCAGGUGGCGGAGAGCGAGGGGCUGCUCAAAUCUCAUCUGCAGGGUCUGAGGGAGAGGAAUCUGGAGUGCGAGGACCUUAAGCGGCUCCUCUCCGAGCUCAGGCAGGAGAGGGAAUGUCUGCUGGAAGAGCUGGACAGCACGCGGUCCAAAGCGCGCGCCAUGCUGCUGGACAUGGGCGAGCAGCUGAGCCAGGCAUCCGUGGAUGUGGCCGUGUUGCAUCACCGUGUCCACGGUCUCACCUCCGCCCUACAGAGCGCGCUCCACCCGGAGAAGCCAGAUGCUUCCAACCAAAGUGCGAUCCCCCAGCUUCCCACUCAGACGCCUCGCCGUGCAGCCGGGUCCUUCCUGGACACCGUCAUGGUGGCCAUCUCCACUGAGGAGGAAGAGGGCUGUGAGACGGGUCUGGAGGAGGGUCAUGAGGACGGAAUGGGUGGUGGAAACAGUGCUUUCUCUCGCAUUGCCUCCAUCACACCAAAGAAGCAGCAAGAUGCUCCCCUUGAGGAGGAACGGAGCAAUGUAGUGGAGCUGCUCUCGGGUCUGGGAGACGCCCUUUCAGAGCUCAUCUCCACCAUCACCCAGCUGCGGGAGGUGAAGGACACAGAGCAGCGGGAGCUGGAGCACACUGUCUGCAGCCUACGGGGGGAGCUCCAGGUGCUCACAAUCAAACACAGCUCUGAAGUUGCGGACCUCAGGGUGCAGAUGCAACGACUCCAGGCGCGGGUGGAUAAGGAUGCAGAGGUGCUGCAGCACAAAGCCCAGGAGGAGAGAACUUUGAAGAAACUAUGCAGCGAACUGGAUCAGAGCAGAGAGCUCCUGCAGCAGUAUCGAAGUGAAAACAGCGACCUGCGUCGGGAGCUGACUGGACUGCGACACUCCCUGCAGCAGGCGGAGCUCGAAGCGCAGGUGCUCAGAGAGGAGCUCUCCACAACAGGGGCUCAUUCUGAGCUCGAGACCCUCAAUGAGAGGCUUGAGCUGCGCAAGGAGGUGGCAAAGCUGAAGAGGAACCUCAUGGAGGUCGAAGACAGUCGGGGGAAGUUACUGGAACGAGCCAAGAGACACCAACUAGUGCAUGAAACUAACCAGAAGAAAUCGGAAAGGGAGCUGCAUCUGUUAGAUAAAAUGAUCGACACCGUACGGCAGACGCUGUCAUCCAUCCCAGCCGUGGUGCAGAACUGCGAGGAGCUGCAGAAGCUCGUGACGUACCUGGGGUAGUCCUGCCAACACUGGACCGUGUCCAGGCUCCCAUUUUACAGAUCCCAUAUAAAGGUUUUCAAUGUUAAGUUUUGUUUAAAAUAAUGUCUUAAUUGUUUUUUUAUAUUUAAAGACAAAUUAAAAGUUAACUGGUACUCACUGAUGGCAGGUUUCCUUCAAUUGCAGAACUCGGGUGCGUUUUGAUAAAUACAUUGUCACCACGGGGUGGCGUUUGUGCUACUGCAGCCACUGUAAUGUGCGCGCGCGCACACGGCUUUCUCAUUUAGCUGCUCUGUUCUCCAAAGGGAUCUACAGUUAUUUACCUGUUUACAGUCGUGGGCAGCCCUGGUCAGAUUACAUGUUUUGUUUGUUUUCCCAGUGAAAGGAACACAAUGGCUAAAGAGGGAAGAACUUUAAUGUGACAUUUUUGCACGUUAAUGGACAAUUAAUGUGCUGAAUUUGAUAGAUUGGGAGGUAUCAACAAUGUGAGAUGCAGUUAAGGGAAUCUAGCACUUAGUACAACUCACUGUGCGCUAUCCUAUGUACCAGUUUGUUUUUACUGGAAUAACUGUGAUGACGGUGUAUGUGCGCAGAUGAACGCAGGAACACAUGUACAGUACAAAGUCAAACUGUAGGAGAUGAUGGCACCGGCAAAGUAAACUGCACCAAGUCUAAUGAUGACAGAUGUCCUGCUGGUAAUGAGAAAGGAGGCUUGAGUGAGUCGAGAACUCAAAUUGAUGGAAGGUCACGAGUGCUUCCGUAUUUAAAAACGAGCGUUCCGUUAUUCAAUUCAAAGUCCUUUUGAGGUUAAAUGGAAAUGAACAGACUGCAGAGACUCUGCUUGGACCAGCUGCAAUAUUUCACGUAUCUGACAAACAUCCCUCAUGGGUCCAAGCACUAGUUGUGUUUUUGGAGCAGAGUCCUACAUGUUCAACACUGUAAAACCAAGGUACAUUGAGUGCGUCUUCCUCAACAGGGGCAUCUGUCAGUUUCUGAACAAACAAACAGCUGGCACCAUAGUGGUUAAAGCUAGUGCCUUUGGACCC